AUGGCCUCGUCUAUUGCCUCGGCCAGACCCAGUCUCGCUGCGCCUGCGGCCGACGACGAUGCCGCCAACGACCCAUUCGUCGUUAGCACGUCGUCAGCUGCUCACUACCGCUUUUCGGCCUUUGACCAUGAGCUUUUUGCUGCUGGGCCCGGUUCCUCCCCACGCCAGGCCAAACGUGCCCUCGAGUCUCAUUUAGCCGAGACGGAGCGCCGACUCGAUGAGGCCGGCAAGCUUGGCACUGCUCUUGUCUCCCAACGUAAAAUGCUGGCCGAGCAAUUGCAGGAAAUCGAGAACCUCCAGGCUCAGGGCGAAUUAGGCCCCGAGCUCCGCCAAAAGCUUGUCGAAAUUGAGCGCGAGUAUAACGACUUGGCCCGUGAGUCUGCUCGCGCCUUUUUACCAAAGAGGAUUCCUUCCAAUGAGAAUGGCGGCACACCAUACGCACCUGAUGGUCGCACCGGCAGGCGUUCCAUCAGCCCUUCUAAAUUCGACGGCCACGCAACAGGCUCCCCCACAAAGCUCACCGUCCCCAAGCGCAGGGCUAGGAAUCAGCAGUCCAACCGCCUACACGACAUUGAGUUUGCCGCCGAAAUCAGCCAAUCCCUCAUAGCCCAGGUCCGAAAUCUUCAAUCGCUCCUUUCUGAACGCGAAGAAGAGGUCAAGACGCUCCAGAGCGACAAGGCCCGACUCGAACUCGAUACCGAGAACCUUAACCAACGUCUCAAGACUCUCGAUGAGAGCGAGCACCGCUACAAGGACGAAAAUUGGAACCUCGAGACGCGCAUGCAGGAAAUGAAUUCUCUCCAAAAAGAAGCCGCCGACAAGGAAAAGAAGCUGACCCAGGCCCUCAGCCUCGCAAACAGAGAAAAGGCGGUCGCUCAAAAGGAAGUCGACGAGAUCAAGGCCUCCCUUGCAAAACUCUCCGAGGAGCACGCUGCUGCCGUGAAAAUACAUGACAUUGAGCUUGGUUCUGCCAAGCGCAACCUGAAUUUGGGCGAAGAUGAGCGUUCGGCUCUUCAGAAAAAGAUUGAUGACCUGCACAGUCAGAACCAAGAGCUUGCCAGUGCCAUCUCCGCGCAUCGUGGUAGAAUGACGGAUCGCGAACCUGGUUCUGGACUCAGCGACGAUGACUUUAACACAGCUGCCGAGCAUGCUACUCCCGAUCACUCGCCGCCGCCCUCCCCCAUCAAGGGCACUCCCAGACAUGCCGUCUUGGAAACGGAGACUCUCAAGUCUUCCCUCGGCCAUGCGCAACGGACCAUACAGAGCCAAAGAAAUCAGAUUCACCGCGAAAAGACCGAGAAGCUCGAACUCCGCCGAAUCAUUCAAGAUUUGCGCGAGGACUUGGAGAAGCAGCGCAGCGAAGCUAGCGGCAACAUACGCGCCAACCGCCGCAGCCGCAAGGUCGAUUCAAAGGAAUACAAAGCCCCCGCCAAACUGCUUGGUAGCAUGCGCUCCGGCAAGCAUGAGAUCUUCCUGGAUGAUCCGGAAUGGGAAGAGAAUGACGGCAGCUCGCCUUCUGGUAGCCCUACUGCGACAAGACAGACCAUACUGCCCUCGAUUGAGCCAAGCGACCAAUUUGAGACUGCCAAUGAGGCUAGUGAAUCUGCCUUCGAGACGGCAAACGAGCGCGCAACUGAGACAGAUGACUUUCAGACCGGUCACGAAGUCAUGUCAGACAGUGAUGGUGAUGAAACAGAGACUGAGUCCAGAGGCUUUGGCAGGAUGAAGCAGACCCCGAAUUUACCUGCUGUUCUUGCUAGAAAUGGCACCCGCGAAUCCUUCCACAGCACUGCUUCGACCUCUGCCGACGAAGCUCCGAAUACCUUGCGUGACGUGCGCACGCCCACCGGCACUGUCUCAUCCACCAGAAGCCGCUUCAGCCUCAGCCGCCUGCCCUGGUCUCGCCGCUCCCGCCAAAACAGCGAGGAGCCCACUAUACAUAGCAGUCCUAUCAGCCAUGCUGGCAGCGCUGGCACGCCACGCGCGCCUGGUCAGAGUCUGUUUUCUGAGCUCCAGGAUUUCGACGGUAGUGAGGAUGAUUCUAUCAAUGGCACUCCCCGCACGCGCACCAUGCGCUCCCUCACACCCGGCUCAAUUCGCCGCACGCUGUCCCCUCCGCCGCCCAUGCCUACACGCGCUGUCAUGGUUGACAAUUCAACCAUGACAGAGCCUGGCUCUAUGCGACCUCAGGCCCUCGAGAACAUUCGUCCAACCUCUUCGGGCUCCGUCAUCAACACGAGCCGAGACUUGCCAGAGUGGCGGUCGAGCUACGAUCCUACAUCCACGGAUGCGUCGCGCCGCACGUCCAAUUUCUCCAACAGCGACAUUGAUGAAAAGAUUGCCCAGUUCCCUGUCCCGCCGAAUGUCGUGGCACCCAAGGAUCUGGCCUUUUCUUACAUCCAGUCUCAGAAUAUAGAGCCCCGCGAACCUAUAGUCGCACCACCGACCUUGAGAAUGUCUACUAUUCUGUCCGAGGAACUCGAGCCCAUUGCCAGCCCUCAAAAAUAUGUGCCUGUCAUGUCCUUGGGCCAGAUUCAGUCACAAGCUGUCGAGCCUGUUGCCAGCCCUCAGAAACCUGUGCCCGUCAUGGCUCUGGGCCGAAUUCAAUCUCAGGCUGUCGAACCCAUUGCCAGUCCCCCAAAACAGGUGCCUGUCAUGUCCUUGGGUCAAAUUCAAUCCCAGGCUGUCGAGCCCAUUGCCAGCCCUCAAAAACAGUUGCCUGUCAUGUCCUUGGGCCAUAUUCAGUCACAAGCUGUCGAGCCUGUUGCCAGCCCUCAGAAACCUGUGCCUGUCAUGGCUCUAGGCCAGAUUCAGUCGCAGGCGGUUGAGCCCAUUGCCAGCCCUCAAAAACAGUUGCCCGUCAUGUCCUUGGGCCAGAUUCAAUCCCAGGCUGUCGAACCUAUUGAACUGCCUACGCCUACCACGCCCAAGGCCGGCGCCCCCGUUGCAAUCCCCGCUCCCAUGCCACAGCUCAGUCUGUCGUCCAUUAACACACAAAACAUUGAGCCAAAGUCCCCACAACGUCCUGCUUUGGGCUUCUCUGUCAUUGCUACCGAGCGAGUAUCGCCAGUGUCUGAGUCAAUGCCUGCUCUCCCUGCCUUUGGCUUCUCUUCAGUCAUGACUGAGCACACGGUGCCGGUCAGCCCUGCGAAAGUGCGUCCACCUACCCUGGCGCUGUCGUCAAUCUCUUCAGAGGCAAUUAUGCCGAGGACCAUUCCCAGGAGCGUUCCCACGCUCACGUUCUCUGCUAUUCAGUAUGUCAAUAUUGAGCCGCAAUCACCAAGAAAUGGAAGGAGAGAUGGCUUCAUCUUCCCGCGUGACCUCGACACUCCUGAAAAGCUUGUGCCCGAGACACCUAACAACAAGAUUUUCGGUGCCCUCUUUGGACGCGGAAAGGGCAAGGACGCUUCACCCGUCAUCGCUGAAGAUGAGACAAGGCAAUCUCCUUCAGAUCUUCCUGAUGCCGAGACUCCAGAGUCUCAGCGGCCAUUCAAAGAAAUUUCGACCAAUGGCUCCACCCGACCACGCAAGUCUGCGUUGCCCAGCACCAGUGACCAGGGUGCUCAGACUGCCCUGACUGGUGGAGCGAUCGAUCGUCUGCAAAAGAGUCACAGAAAGAGCCCAUCAGUUGCUUCAGUCGGCAGCCCUGGAACGUUAGGCACUGUCCGCAUCCACCGUUCGCAGGAAAGCCUGGCAAGUCACGCCAAUCGCGGCAUGGAUCUUGACGAUUCAAUGCAUGAUACUGGCUCUGUCAUUGCUCGUCCGGAAAGCGCAGCCAGUGGAAGACGGUCAGUCUAUGGGUCAGCGCCUCCUCUGCCUGUCAACCAUCGCCAAGCUAUCCAAGCCGCCGGUGCCCAGACACAGAGCAACAUGGGCCCGCCACUGUGGCCUGCUUCUGCUAUGAAGCGUCCCAGCACACCAAGCCAACUAAGGCGAUCAGGAUCGGGGCAGCAUGGCACGCCAACUCCCCGUGCUGCCCGCACUGGCGGCUUUGUCGAAUUUCAGCAAAAGCCUCCAGUCGUUGCUAGGCAGCCUUCGGUGUCAUCCUUCGCUUCCGAUAUUGAUGCGCGUUUCGAUCUGCAAGCUACGGACAUUGACCCUACUGGCUUCGGCCCCAACACGGAUCCUCGCAUGAUCCAGGCCAUCACGCAGACCAUGAUUGGCGAGUACUUGUGGAAGUACACACGCAAGACUGGCCGUGGUGAGCUUUCUGCCAACAGACACCGCCGCUACUUCUGGGUUCACCCCUACACGCGAACUCUGUACUGGGGCGAAAAGGAUCCGUCGAGCGCUGGACGAUCUGAGCUAAAGGCCAAGAGCGUGCCUAUUGAGGCUGUGCGUGUAGUCACGGACGACAACCCAAUGCCCCCGGGCCUGCACCGCAAGAGUCUGGUGAUUAUUGCUCCAGGCCGCACCAUCAAGUUUACCUGCCCUACCGGCCACCGCCACGAAACGUGGUUCAAUGCCCUGUCGUAUUUGCUGGUUCGAACAGAGCCGCAGGCGGCGUAUGAUGCCGAAGAUGUUGCGGGCUCCAUCACACGCGAAGAUGUCGACGAGUUUAAUCCACAAUAUGGCCGCCGGCCUGCGCAGGGCCACCGGCCAGAGCAGCAAUCGGUUUCGUCGUACAAUUCGCGCGCUGUGAAAAACGAGUCUCCCGCUGAAAUGUACUCGUUGGUGGUACCGACGCUGACGCCAACUCCGCACCGCAAUGAUCUUGCCAACAAAGCGUCGAGAAGCACCUUGAGCAAGAUGAGCGGAUACUGGAAACUCUCGACUCUACGGAGCCGCGCAGGCGGUAGCAGCACUGACCUGUACACAACCAAUCAGGUGCAUGACAGCGCCGAGGAUCUGCGCGAAUUGAUCGAGCGGCAGGACCGCGACGCGGACCGUCUGGAGAAUGUGCGAGCGUGCUGUGAUGGUAAGCAUGAUGUGGGCAGCGUUCCUCACUCGUCGAAGCGCCAUCGCCACAGCCAUGGCCAUCCUACGCACUCGGCCAAUACGACGCCCGUGUCGUCUAUGCGAACGCGCGCUUAA
Messenger RNA from Beauveria bassiana ARSEF 2860, 5034 nucleotides. RefSeq names its product AMI1 protein. The coding region runs from base 1 to 5034 and encodes 1677 amino acids. NCBI's taxonomy places the organism in Eukaryota, Fungi, Ascomycota, Sordariomycetes, Hypocreales, Cordycipitaceae. Gene Ontology annotation, molecular function: phospholipid binding; tubulin binding. The record is from RefSeq and is a predicted model, not a curated record. Gene Ontology annotation, biological process: dynein-driven meiotic oscillatory nuclear movement; establishment of mitochondrion localization; microtubule cytoskeleton organization. The transcript has 2 exons. Gene Ontology annotation, cellular component: mitochondrion; cell cortex.